ACCAGGGUUUGCGAGUCGCUGCAAAUUAUUGUAACGGUUUCGAGGAAAUUGACAGUUGUUGCAUCACCAAAUUAGCGCAUUUCCGACUUCGCCACGUCCUUGCCUCGUGUCUUAAAGUAAGAAUGGACUGAUACGUGAACUGACAUCAAAAACUGACGAUGAUGCAGUCUGUCAAAAAGAUGCAGCUGGUUUGUACGAAGGUAAAGACGCGAUCGAACAUUUAGCCCUAGAUCGGAUCGCCUCAAACAGACGUCACAUAGACAAAAAAUGUUGUCAAAGUUUUUUUCUCACACGGUAUGAAGUGUGCCAUCGUGCUCGAGAUAACACUACUUUGGUUACUAUGGCUGCAGUCUCCAGUAAAAUGUAGACCCAUACCAUGUCCUCUGUCGAAAAACAUUGCACGGUAUGCUCCCAAUGGUGAAAUAGUGGAGUGUGUUCCUUGUGCAAACUGUCCCAUUGGACAGGGGUUGUCAUUUCCCUGUGGAUCCAAGGUGUCAAAUGACUCAAAAAUUGAGUGUGUAUUUUGUGAGCCUAACAAAACUUACUCUGAUGACCAUGGAAGAGGACACUGCAAAACAUGUCAAGAUUGUGGUUCUAGGAAUGUGAUUCAGGAAUGCACAAUCAUCCAGAACCGAGAGUGUGGGAACACAUGUCCAAAAGGGUCUCAUUUUGACACUAACUUUGAUGACUGUGUGGAAGUAGAAUCAGAGACGCCCAAAACUACUUCAACACAUUCCACAAAAACUGUUAAACUGGAAACCAAUCACAAAGAAACAACUGAGACACAAUCUAAAACAGAAGCUUAUCAUGUUACCACAUCAACUGGUGUUGAUAAUACCCCUUCACAAGGGACAUCACUGAAAGGAAAUGAUGACUCUAAAAAUGUGUUGUCAAUAAAGGAAGAUCAGCCUGGACAGGACCCCAAAACACUUUCAAUACUUAUCUGGGUUUUAGUUGCAGUGGUUGUUCUGACUCUCUUGAUUCUGGUGAUAGUGACUGCCUGCAAGAAAAGGAAAAAGUCAACAGGUAAUGCAGCAGAAAUUAUUCCACUGAAUGAUAUUGGUGAAAGUGAUGGUUCAUCAGAAGCCACAACUAGUAGCUCUUCAACACAAGACAACAACAUAUCAAGAAAUAAGGCUUCUUCUCGUGCCAGUGAUGCUCAAGGGGAGGAUGACUUGAAUGUAGAAAAUAUUCCUGCAGACAUUCUUGUCUCUCAGAUGGAAAUGUUAGGUGAUGAGAAUGGCACCUUGUUCAAGUAUGUUCAAACACAACUUGAUGCCGGCGAGACCUGCACCCGCAAAACAUGGCGCAGUGUUGGAAGAGAACUGAAGGUUCAUUCUGAUACUUUAAACUUGAUACCACCUGAUGGAAGUCCUACCGAACAUUUACUUGGAUAUUUAAAAACUUUAGCAAAGGAGCCUACAAUGAGGGAAUUUGUUCAAGCCCUCAAAAAUUGUGGAAGAAAUGACAUUGCAAAAUACAUCUGCAAUGGACCAUGGGCCUCAACAAAACAUUGAGGGGGAAAGGAAAGAAUACAUGAUAUUUAUCUCAAAUAGUAUUUUGAAUAACGUAUUGAAAUUGUCUUGAAAUUGAGGAAUAAUUUGCCUCUCAAAUUUUGGUUCUCAUACUUUGAUAAGAGGAUAAAAUGACAACCUUCACAGCACAGAUUUAAAAAUUAUCCUGCUACCCCCAAGAGAGUAAAAUAACAACAUUUAAGGUUUCUGAGAUAAUCUGCCAAAGAUAAAACUUGACCAAAGAUAAAAUUUGACCAAAGUCAAUGUGCAUGUUCUAUUUCAUAGGAAGGACCUAUAAAGGCUCAUAGGACAAUCAGAAGCAUACUCAUUUGGAGUUCCAUCUCAAAAAUCCUCCAGGGGAUGUAAAACUCCAGUAAAGCAAAAAAAUAAAUAACAAACAACAAACAGAAAAAACC
Molecule: messenger RNA, 1930 nt
Organism: Pocillopora verrucosa
Lineage: Eukaryota; Metazoa; Cnidaria; Anthozoa; Scleractinia; Pocilloporidae
Source: RefSeq, a predicted model, not a curated record